Messenger RNA from Elaeis guineensis (African oil palm), 2068 nucleotides. RefSeq names its product serine/threonine-protein kinase VIK. The record is from RefSeq and is a predicted model, not a curated record. Gene Ontology annotation, molecular function: protein serine/threonine kinase activity; ATP binding; protein binding. Gene Ontology annotation, biological process: protein phosphorylation. NCBI's taxonomy places the organism in Eukaryota, Viridiplantae, Streptophyta, Magnoliopsida, Arecales, Arecaceae.
GUCCAGAGCAAACCUUGUGCACGAGGACUGGAUCGCGGAUCUUAAUCCGCCGGCCGGGUCGACUCGGCCGACUCCCGAGACAGCGACCAUCGUAUAGACCCAACCAAAGCAACGGCAAAAGAUAUUUCACUCUUCGAACAGGGCAUCUUCAGGGUUCAGGAGCCAGUGACGCUGAGAAAGUAGCGGGAGCCAGCAUCGCACCGAUCCGAUCUGCGAGAGAGAAGGAGACAGAUGAGAGGCGGCGGAGGAGAGGAGACGAGCGGUGGGUCGUCGGGGACGUCGUCGACGGAGAAGCAGAGGGAGAAGGCGAGGGUGAGCCGAACGUCGCUGAUCCUGUGGCACACUCACCAGAACGACGUGUCGGCUGUGCGGAAGCUCCUGGAGGAGGACCCGGGACUCGUCAACGCCCGCGACUACGACAACCGCACCCCGCUCCACGUCGCCUCCAUCCACGGCUGGAUCGACGUCUCCAAUUGCCUCCUCGAGUACGGGGCCGACGUCAAUGCCCAGGACCGAUGGAAGAACACGCCACUGGCUGAUGCUGAAGGAGCUAAGAAGUUCAACAUGAUUGAGCUGUUAAAAUCAUAUGGUGGCUUGUCUUUUGGACAAAAUGGCAGUCAUUUUGAACCAAAGCCUGUUCCACCUCCUCUUCCUAAAAAGUGUGACUGGGAAAUAGAGCCCUCUGAGUUGGAUUUCUCAACUUCAACCAUAAUUGGGAAGGGAUCAUUUGGUGAAAUUUUAAAAGCUUAUUGGCGUGGAACACCAGUGGCAGUCAAACGUAUUCUUCCAUCUCUGUCAGAAGAUAGAUUGGUGAUCCAAGAUUUCAGGCACGAGGUUAAUUUGCUAGUGAAGUUGCGCCAUCCCAAUAUUGUCCAGUUCCUUGGUGCAGUCACUGAAAGGAAACCUUUGAUGCUAAUCACAGAGUAUCUACGAGGGGGUGAUCUUCACCAGUUCUUGAAAGAAAAGGGCUCACUUAGUCCAUUAACUGCUGUUAAUUUUGCGCUUGAUAUUGCCAGGGGCAUGGCAUAUCUUCAUAAUGAGCCAAAUGUUAUAAUUCACCGAGAUUUAAAACCGAGGAAUGUCCUUUUGGUGAACUCCAAUGCAGACCAUCUGAAGGUCGGGGAUUUUGGACUGAGUAAGCUGAUCAGAGUCCGGAACUCUCAUGACGUGUACAAGAUGACCGGAGAAACUGGAAGCUAUCGAUAUAUGGCUCCUGAAGUAUUCAAGCACAGGAAGUAUGAUAAGAAAGUGGAUGUUUUCUCUUUUGCUAUGAUAUUAUAUGAGAUGCUUGAAGGAGAUCCCCCAUUCUCAAACUAUGAACCGUAUGAAGCUGCAAAAUAUGUGGCAGAAGGACAACGUCCCACAUUUCGAGCAAAAGGAUAUGUUCAAGAAUUGAGAGAGUUGACAACCCAGUGUUGGUCUGCUGAUAUGAACCAGAGGCCCUCUUUUCUAGAGAUACUCAAGAGGCUCGAAAAAAUCAAGGAGAUCUUACCACAAGAGCAUCACUGGCACAUUUUCAGAUGCGAAAUGUUUGUCACUCUAUAUGAUGGAAAUUGGCAUAGUGGCUGAUGAGACACAUCUGCCGUGGGCCAUCAUUUGCGAAACAGUGUAGUUUAUUCUCCAUCUUUCCUCCCUUCUCUUUUUCCAGUUUUCACUUUCUUAUUUCUGGAUGGCAUGCUUGUCUAAAGUUGAUCAAGGCAGCUGUUAAGCCCCAGCAAACACUCUGGCUGUCAGAUGUCAACUGAACACUAGCAGCACUAGUCCCUCUCUAUCAUUUGUCAUAGCAGUACAACCGAGAAGGGCUCAUCAAAUUUGCUGUUUCUACCAUUCCUCUGUAAAAUUUGGUAGGUUCUUUUCCAUGGAAGACAUUCUUUUUGUACAUGCAGAUCCUGAAAAUGUUACCAAACAGAUGUUGGUUUGCUUGCAAUGUCGUGUGGUAUGUAAAUGGGACAUUUUACUAUAAUAUGGUUUAUUUUUGUGUAAAUAUGUUUUCAACUGUCGACAAUUCGACAUUGUAACAGUUCUAUCACAUCAUCAUGCUAUCCAAUUGUGGAGCUUUCUUUUUGGU